AUGGCAGACCCCAUCGUCAGGACCGCAUCUCCUUACACUGAUCCCUCUGUCCAAGGCCCAAGGUUCAAGAUUCAAGAAUCCAGAGCUGAUUUGCGCAAGAUGAUCUCCAGCAACGUCAACAAGACUGCUUUGCACCCUGGCGGUGUACAGCCUCACCACAACCACACCGAGCUUGAGGAGGAGCUCCACGAGACUGCCCACAUUGACUACGACCGUGUCGCCAUUAUCCCCAACCCCUCAGUAGCCGCUCUCUACGAAGAUGCUCUCGUCUACGAGACGGGUUCCGCCAUCACCUCGAGCGGUGCCCUGACUGCCUACUCCGGAAAGAAGACUGGUCGCUCACCUCUCGACAAGCGAAUUGUCCAGGAGCCUUCAUCAGAAAACGACAUCUGGUGGGGUCCCGUCAACAAGCCCAUGAGCACCGAGGGUCUGGACUGGGCUGAGUCGCGCGACUCGUCCCGACUCGAUCCGAUUACCACUGUCGAGAACCGAGCCGAGAAGCCAUUUGUGCCCCUGCAGGUUCUCCGGGUCUGGAAGAUCAACCGUGAGCGUGCUGUCGACUACCUCAACACCCGCAACCGCAUCUAUGUCAUCGACGGUUAUGCCGGCUGGGACGAGAAGUAUCGCAUCCGCGUUCGUGUCAUCUGCGCCCGUGCCUACCAUGCUCUCUUCAUGAGAAACAUGCUCAUCCGCCCUCCUCGCGAGGAGCUGGAGCACUUCCACCCCGACUACACCAUCUACAACGCCGGCUCGUUCCCUGCGAACCGUUACACCGAGGGCAUGACCUCUCCUACCUCAGUCGCCAUCAACUUCGCCGAGAAGGAGAUGGUCAUCCUGGGUACCGAGUACGCCGGUGAGAUGAAGAAGGGCGUCUUCACUGUUCUCUUCUACGAGAUGCCUAUCAAGCACAACGUCUUGACCCUGCACUCCUCCGCCAACGAGGGCAAGAAUGGCGAUGUCACCCUCUUCUUCGGUCUGUCCGGAACCGGCAAGACCACCCUGUCCGCCGACCCCAACCGCGCCCUGAUCGGUGACGACGAGCACUGCUGGAGUGACCGUGGCGUCUUCAAUAUCGAGGGUGGUUGCUAUGCCAAGUGCAUUGGCCUGUCCGCCGAGAAGGAGCCUGAUAUCUACGGCGCCAUCCGCUACGGAUCCGUCCUCGAGAAUGUCGUCUUCGACCCCGAGACCCGCGAAGUCGACUACGACGACGCUACCCUGACUGAGAACACCCGAUGCGCCUACCCCAUCGAGUACAUCAGCAACGCCAAGAUUCCCUGCCUGUCAGAAAACAUGCCCUCCAACAUCAUCCUCCUGACGUGCGAUGCCCGUGGUGUCCUGCCCCCCAUCUCCAAGCUGGACCGUGCUCAGACCAUGUUCCACUUCAUCUCGGGAUACACCUCCAAGAUGGCCGGUACCGAGGACGGUGUCACCGAGCCCCAGGCCACCUUCUCCAGCUGCUUCGCCCAGCCCUUCCUUGCCCUGCACCCCAUGCGAUACGCCAAGAUGCUUGCCGACAAGAUCGAGCAGCACAAGGCCAACGCCUGGCUCCUCAACACCGGCUGGGUCGGUGCCGGCCACAACCAGGGCGGCAAGCGUUGCCCCCUCAAGUACACCCGUGCCAUCCUCGACGCCAUCCACUCGGGCGAGCUGGCCAAGGUCGAGUACGAGAACUACGGCGUCUUCAACCUCCAGGUCCCCAAGUCUUGCCCCAACGUCCCCGCCGACCUGCUCAACCCCGAGAAGGCCUGGACGGCUGGUGCCGACAGCUUCCAGAACGAAGUUGUCAAGCUGGGCAAGCUCUUCCGCGAGAACUUCACCAAGUAUGAGAGCGAAGCUACCGAGGACGUUGUCAAGGCUGGUCCUGCUGUGUAA
This is a messenger RNA of Metarhizium acridum CQMa 102, 1872 nucleotides long. The record is from RefSeq and is a predicted model, not a curated record. NCBI's taxonomy places the organism in Eukaryota, Fungi, Ascomycota, Sordariomycetes, Hypocreales, Clavicipitaceae.